AAGUAUAUUAACAUUUAAAAGUUUGUCUGAUCAACCCAAUGAGAAAUUUCUAAGCAAAUGCAUUUUAAAAAGCACUAAAAAAACACACCCAUGUGCAGAAGUCAGCUCGUUCUUUGCCUCUCAUUAUGGACUUGCGCUUAAAUGAUUAACAGGUCCGUGCUGACUUGUUGCUGCUUUCACCUUAAAUUAAGUCUGUACACGCCAUACUUGAUAUUUGGUGCCGUUUGAAGCUACUGUGCUGUGCUGCUAUCAUGUGAGAACCAUUAGCCUUCUCACACGCACGCGCUAACGCGCACAGGUCAGGUGAGGAAGUGGGUGGAGUUUUCCCAGCUCUGCUCAUUUGCAAUGGAGAUGUAGUUUUUGUUUGUUUUGUUUUUAAGCACAUAUCCGCUCACUUUGCUUUGAUGAUAGCUCCCGCUUUAUUCAAGGCCGAGUCGUAAAUCCCCCGAGCCCUUGCCUGGGUUGAGCCGAGCGGCACAGUGCAGCUGUGGCCGUUUCCUACUCGAUUCUGAUGCUGAUUGGCCUCGUUUAGAGCGGCCAUUGGCUUUAUUUUCUGCACUGCCCGGCAGGGCGUCCCUCCACGGCCAUUAUCAUGGUCACACCCACCCCCCAGACACGCGGGCAUCCCUAGGUAGCAAACGAAACGAACCCGCGGUGGGAGUGGGGAGGAACUUUGCUGAUGAGUUUUUAAAAUACUAAAUCAUAAAAUAAAAUUUUUAUUUUAGUGUUUUGUUUGAUGCAAGACUGCACGGACAUUAUAUUGAGCUGUAUAAUAUAAAGAGCGUUAAUAUAUUCUUACUAUUACAUUGAAAAUAUAUGUUAUCCAUACUGUAUAGCUCUUUCAUUUAUAGCGAAGACUAUUUGUUUAGGUUUAGUUUCGAGGUGAGAUGGACCAGCAACAUAUUGUAUUAUGUACAUUAGAUAUACAUUAGUUUCUGAUGAACUAUAAAAUAUGAACGUCUUUAUCCGAUAUCACAGAUUAUUUUAUUGACAGAGAUUUUUUUAAGUAAAGCAGGAAGUCUUAAUUUAUGUACGUAGAAUAUAUAACUCAUUUUACCAAUACAUUUACUUAAACAUGAAGAACUUCUUAAAUCAAAAUACAAUACGGUAUAGAGUAUUUAUGGUUUAUGUGAAUUAUACACGAUAGCAAUAAUACAACUAAAGUCAACUAACUUCACGGGGGAUCAUUGUUAAUUUCUGAUAGUCGAUAAUGCUAAUGUGUAAGCUCCAAAUGAGUGGCGCGUCAAGUCUAUAAUAUCACUUUACCAGUGCUCGGACGAGUCCCAUUCGGAAAUGCAUAGAGAUUUAAAUAUUAACUAACGUUUGCCUGAGUAGAUUGACUCCCCCACCUGUUCGAUCUCCUCCUUUGGAAUCCCGCUGUGGUGGGGGAUCUUGUGAUAGGUCCACAGGACCCCCACCCCGGGUGGGUCUACCCUGCUGGGUAAAAGCCUCCCAUCUUAUAAAGCUUCUUACCUCCGGUCACAGCAGAGGUGGACGAGCACAGGCACUUUUACGCACGAGUGCUUUGGGUUUUUAUGCACGGCGCGUCGUGCUUCAUUUUUAGGGGGUUGGGGAUUUUGAACGUUUGUGAACUUUGCCAUGACACUUUCCGGCGAAUACGACUCUUCCACACACGCCGAGUUGCCUCUGGAGGAAGACGAGAUCGACAUCGUGGGUGAGGAUGAGCCCGAGCCCGCGAGUCGUUACACCGACCUGGGGGUCGGGGCCGAAUUGGACUCCUCAGGGGCGGACUCUUCCGCGGAGAGCGACAGCGGCUUCUGCUCCGAGAAGGCCGGUGGUGGGAGCCUGGUGAAGCCCCCUUACUCCUACAUCGCCCUUAUCACCAUGGCCAUCCUGCAGAGCCCCAUGAAGAAGCUCACCCUGAGCGGCAUCUGCGACUUUAUCAGCAACAAGUUCCCCUAUUACCGGGAGAAGUUCCCUGCUUGGCAGAACUCCAUCCGGCACAACCUGUCCCUCAACGACUGCUUCAUCAAGAUCCCCAGGGAGCCGGGCAACCCCGGCAAGGGCAACUACUGGUCCCUGGACCCGGCCUCAGAGGACAUGUUCGACAAUGGCAGCUUCCUAAGGCGCAGGAAGCGGUUCAAGAGAAAUCAGCCCGACUUCGGGAAAAAUGGAUUCGUUUUCUAUUGCCGGCCUUUCGGGCACCCGUACACGGUGCAGGGGCGCGUCACCCCGGCCGCUGUGGGCUAUGCGCCACUACGGGAUGGCGUCACGAUGCCUUCCUCGUCCUAUCACUUUUUGCCGCAAUCUCGGACCCAAGGCACUGGACCCAAAGACUUCAGAACUACAGAAACCACCGAGCGCACCAGUCGUGGCGCGCAAGCCAAGUGUUCCUUCAGUAUAGACUCUAUCAUGAGUAAACCGGCUCCUAUUAACGGGGGUUCCCAUCAGAACCCCCUCCCUCAUCGUUAUAUGUCGAACCACGUGGCCUGCUUCGUCCCCACACUCGUGGAGAACUCCAGAACUCCUUUUGGACCUUCUGCCAUGCUGGGUGAUGCCCCUUUCAUCAGUGAACAACUUAGACGUUUAUACCCACACACCUGAGGUGUUGUUAUUACUAUUAGUUUGUUAUUCUGCUUAUGUGUUGUUAUUAUUUUUAAAUUGUGUCAUUAUUUAAGACACGUGUUGCUCAUUUCUUAAAGAAAUAUUUGUGUUGCAUGAUAUUUAUGUUGACUUAAUCUCGAAGGAAUUCCUACAUAGUUUAAGAACUUUUUACCCCCCCAAAAAGAUUUGUUCUCCAGGUACCACCGUCAGACUGGAAGUACACUACCAGUUUAAAUGUUUUGAGACACUUAGCAUGCAAAAACUUUUAAGUGAUUCAGAAUUUUUGAUUGG
This is a messenger RNA of Hippocampus comes (tiger tail seahorse), 2856 nucleotides long. RefSeq names its product forkhead box D5 (gene foxd5). The transcript has a single exon. Bases 1600 to 2565 code for a protein of 321 amino acids. Gene Ontology annotation, biological process: anatomical structure morphogenesis; regulation of transcription by RNA polymerase II; cell differentiation. The record is from RefSeq and is a predicted model, not a curated record. NCBI's taxonomy places the organism in Eukaryota, Metazoa, Chordata, Actinopteri, Syngnathiformes, Syngnathidae. Gene Ontology annotation, molecular function: DNA-binding transcription factor activity, RNA polymerase II-specific; RNA polymerase II cis-regulatory region sequence-specific DNA binding.